Impatiens glandulifera is the source of this 865-nucleotide messenger RNA. Its product is annotated as transcription factor MYB13-like. Lineage: Eukaryota; Viridiplantae; Streptophyta; Magnoliopsida; Ericales; Balsaminaceae. The record is from RefSeq and is a predicted model, not a curated record. The transcript has 3 exons. Bases 64 to 837 code for a protein of 257 amino acids.
CUAGGAUAUAUAAUAUAAAAGGAUUCUAUCAUAUUAAAUUAUUUGAUCGAUCGAUCGAUAAUAAUGGUGAGAGCGCCUUGCUGCGAGAAGAUGGGUCUGAAAAAGGGACCAUGGACUAAUGAAGAAGACAACAUUCUCAUCUCCUACAUUCACCGCCACGGCCAUUCCAAUUGGCGAUCCCUACCCAAACAAGCUGGAUUAUUGAGAUGUGGGAAGAGUUGCAGAUUACGUUGGACUAACUAUCUCCGGCCAGAUAUUAAGAGAGGAAAUUUCACUGAAGAAGAGGAGAAUACUAUAAUCCAUUUGCAUCAAACCCUUGGCAACAGAUGGUCAGUAAUUGCAUCUAGGUUACCGGGUAGAACUGAUAAUGAGAUAAAAAACGUUUGGCAUACCCAUUUGAAGAAAAAGCUCAACAAUUCUACCGAGCCUGUCGAGAUCGUCCGAUCCAUCAUGUCCCCAAGCCUGGAUCAGUCAACUUCUUCUAGUGAAGUUUCGUCGGCGAAUCAUAUUAAUAAUAAUAAUAAUGAAGCCAUGUCACCUAUAUUAAUAGACCAAGAGCAAAGUAUUAUGGAUACUUUUCCGGAAAUAGAUGAGAGUUUCUGGUCGGAAGACUUGUCAACCGCUGACAAUUCCAUGGCGCAAUCUCACUUCAUGGCUACCUUUACAGAUGAUCAUGAUCAGGAUUUGCAAUUUUACUUCUCAGAGACCACGACUCCGUUUACUGAUAUUGGCGCCGGCGAUUAUCAUUAUGGUCUCAAUCUUGAAGAAGAAGAAGGAUCCAUGGACUUUUGGUACAACCUCUUCAUCAAAGCUGAUGAAACAAUACUUCAACUUUGAGCUUUUGUGUUUUCUUUAAACUUUUAGU